AUGAUGAUACACGAAAAAGUUAUAGCUGAACAAUUUUCAUUGGAUUUUAAUAAUGAGCACAAAAACAUACUACAUCCGACGUCCUCGCAACAUGCCGCACACCUCUCACAUCGACCUUUCCACCCCCUCCAGCCCCAAGCGUACGGCGCGAGCCAUCUACUUCCUUAUCAUGCGCUACAACACCAAACGCAUGUUGCCCUCCCGUCAUCGUCUGUCAAGCAACUCGAUAUCUACUCUGCCUUCGCUUAUAAACAGCAUCAGCAACAACAAGCGCUGAUUGGUGGCUACUCACCAACCAAGCGCACGGGUCAACACCAAUCAACAAGCGAAGUUCUCGAUCUUUCACGCCGUGAUUCGGUCGAAACGACACGCAAGACACCCUCACCUCAGAACACGAACUCGAGCUUCGGCGACGAUUCAUGUGCAGGAUCACCAACACAUAGCCAGCAGAAACCGAUGAUUCCCUCUAAUUUGCUAUACAGCACUCAGCAGCAAUUCAAUCACCUUACGCCUCCGUUUGCUUCAUUCUAUCCAGCGCUUUACUCUUCAUUUGGCCAACCCGACAAAGAAGGCACAGUAACGACAUCACAAAUCCUGACAGCGGUUACACCAUCAAUCACCACGGCACCGUCAUUGCUUGCCGCGCAGACACCAAUCUCCAACAAUUGUCUUGCUGUUGCUUCUGUGGUUGCAGCGGCCGCAGCCGCUGUUGGUACACCCAGUAGUACUCUACAUAGCAUCAAAUCUGAAGAAGAGCACAUGACUGCUGUUUCACCAGUGUCCAGUCUUGAAGGACGCAGCAAAUCGCCUGUGGCACAAAUAAAUUCUGCAUCUAGUAGCAGCAGUGCUGCCUUGAAUUCGCUUAAGUCAACGCGCCCCUUUAAAGCUUUUCCACGUGAUCCGCUCGUCAUAGCCGCCAACUUUGCCGCCAAUGAUGUGCUGUUGGACAAUCCACGUGUCGAACGCUACACUGAGUACCGCAAGCGCGUAUUGGAGCAAAUACGCAAUAGCAAUGGCGGUUCGCGCACAGUCACCAACCCCAAGAUGCGUCGCAUGAAUUCACGUCGCACCAGUAACACCAGCAGCAAUGCGCCUGAGUGUGGCAGCAGUGAGGGCGAGGAGCGUCAUGGUGGUGGCGUUGACGAGUCGAGCGAUUGUGACUCCUCCUAUACUGGUGGCCAGGCAGAAAAAGUUAGCUCGUCAGCAAACGCUAUUAACGAAAGUAACAACAAUAAUCAGGCAAGUGAAAAGAAAUGCGGCACCAACAACAACAAUAGCAAUUCAACCAGUGGACAGAUCAAAGAUGCCAACUAUUAUGAGCGUCGCCGCAAGAAUAAUGCGGCCGCCAAGAAGUCGCGCGAUCGGCGCCGUAUUAAGGAGGAUGAAAUCGCCAUACGCGCCGCCUACUUAGAACGCCAAAACAUUGAACUGCUCUGCCAAAUUGACGCGCUUAAAGCGCAGUUGGCUGCCUUCACAUCCAAGAUGGUAAACGUGUAA
This is a messenger RNA of Anastrepha obliqua, 1497 nucleotides long. RefSeq names its product protein giant (gene gt). Lineage: Eukaryota; Metazoa; Arthropoda; Insecta; Diptera; Tephritidae. Gene Ontology annotation, biological process: regulation of transcription by RNA polymerase II. Gene Ontology annotation, cellular component: nucleus. Gene Ontology annotation, molecular function: RNA polymerase II cis-regulatory region sequence-specific DNA binding; DNA-binding transcription factor activity, RNA polymerase II-specific. The record is from RefSeq and is a predicted model, not a curated record. Bases 1 to 1497 code for a protein of 498 amino acids. The transcript has 2 exons.